AACCGGUACGUGAUUGAGGUUGAUAAGCUUGAUUUUACAUUAUUAUUGUUUUGUUUAUAAAAUGAACAUGGUUAGAUAAGUCAGUAAUUUUUAUUUAAUAUAUUAUCUUUUUACCUAUGUGAAGGAAAUUAACUUAAAAUGAUAAAAAUAUCGGCACUGAAUGACGAGUCUGAGGAAGAAAGUGGUUCUGAAGUGGAAGUAACUAAAGAGGCUCUAGAACAAAUUGCGUUACAACAAUAUGCAAAAGCUCUGGAGUUACAAAGAAAAGGUAAUCUUAGAGAUGCCACACAACUUCUUAAAGAUCUUCUCGAUACUGAGUUGCUGUAUGACGUCAAAAAGCCAGCGCAAGGUGAGAAAAUCACUGGACCAUUAUUCAACUUGAAGUAUUUGUGUUUUAAAAACCUUGCGGCUAUGUUGAGUGCUGCUGAUGAGGUCGACGCAGCUAUAGAUUGUUACUGCUCAGCUUCUGAGUUGGAUGAUACUGACAUCACUCUUUGGUACCGUCUUGGUCAGUUGUGUAUGAAGGCCAAACGCUAUGAAAUGGCUCUGCACUCAUUUCAGCAAGGUGCCAAUUGUAAUCCACGCCAUUGGCCAUGUCUUGACAAAAUUGUUACUUUAUUAUUAGGCUUAGAUUGCAAAGAAGAGUGUAUAUCAACUAUUUAUGACACACUGCAGCUUGAUCCGGGCUAUUUAAGAGGUUUGGCUUAUAGGAAGCACAUAUAUACUGUUUACCCAUACAUAAGAGAGUUUAUGGAAUACCUUAAUCCCAUGUAUAAAUGGGUGGAGAAGGAUGACGAACCAAUUGAUGAUGAGAAAGCACAACAAUUAUUAAAAGAAGCAGAAGAAAUUAAUGAAAUAUAUUUAGAGCAGCAGCGAGCCCAGCAAUUCAAAUAUAUAUUACCAAAUUUAAAAUUAAGGACUCCAAUAACUAGCCUGACAUGGAAGUCUGUUGGAGAGUCACUUGUGGAUAUGCAUCAUUACAUGACAGAGAAUUGCUAUAGUCAUGCUUGUCAUAUUGAAAUUAUUUUUGAGAAAGAAGAAAAAGAGGAACCAAUGGAGGUUUGUGAAGAAUCUAAAGAAAUUGAACCAUUGGAUACUAAACCAGAAGAAAAUAAUACAGAUAAUGAAAAAAAUAUUGAGAAUGUAUCAGAAAAUGAGAAUAAUGAUUUAUCUGAUAAAGAUAAAGCUACAACUGAUACUGAAAAAGUUGAGAGUGAUGUAGAAUUGAUAUCAACAGAAAUAGCAACUGAUGCCCAGCCAGAACCAAAAGCACAAAAAAAAGCACCAGUAAGAAGACGUGGCAGCGAUUUAAGCUUUUUACAACAAUGGGAAUGGUGCAAUAAGCGCCGUUCUGGUCGAAAGAAAACUGCUAACAGGCAGGACCAACUUAACGAUAAUAUCUAUGAUACUCUACGAAGAAUGGUGCCUGUCUCUUUAGCUCCAGAUAUUGUUAAAAAAAAAGAGAACCAGGAAAACAAAUCUAUUGAUAUGUCAGAUUUAGAUAAACUUUUUGAGGGCAAAGUAAACAGUGGUCAAAAAGAAAAUGAGAAAUAUUUUAACACAGACAAUGAACAAAAAGAUGUAAAGCAGUUUAUUACUAAGUACACAGAGAACAAAAAAGAUAUCAUUGAUAUAUUAAAGGAUUACUUACUUAUCUUAGCCAAGAAAUGGAGAGCAAUAUGGCCUGAAGAAUUGUCUAAAAUUUUCAUCGAAGCUAAUAAAUGUUAUAAUAACCAUAUUGACAUUCCGUCAUGCACAGAUGAGAAUAACCAUGAAGAUUCAAUAAAUUAUACAGUAAUUAAUAUACUGGUAGAAGAGUUUUCUGUCAAUGAAAAACUAAUUUCAACUACAGUGGAAAAGCAGUCACAUGAUUUAAGUGUAAUUGAAACAAUAGGAAUAGGUUUAAAUAUGAAACCACAUAUUUACUCUGGAACUGAUUGUUUGGAAUUAAUGCUAAGGUAUCUUUGGGUGAAACUACAUAUACACAUUUUGAAUAAAUGUGAGGAAUUUGCUUUAGAUUGCCUGUAUCAACUAUUAUAUGAGUUUGAAGCUAUGGAAGACCACCAUGACACCUACAAUUUAAAUGUUGUUAAUUUUACAUUUAAACCAAUCAUAAAUGAAAGUGAGGUGUUAGAAUCCAUUAAAUUUUUUGAAAGAAAUAAAAAGUUAGCAACAGUCAUGGACCUAUAUGACAGAGGUUGCUAUGAAGAAGUGUUGACAAUUAUUUUAGAUUCUUUUGAACACUGUAAGGAUAUUGCUAGAAAUCAAGAGGAUGACAUGUCUUUAGACUUUGCAGUGCAGUUGUCCCUUAUAUUAGAUGCAUAUUGGGCUUUAAACAAAGUUGAUGAAUGUUUCAAGUGGUCUUUAAUAUGUUUGCAUGAGGCAUUAAAACAUUAUUUUAGGUACACUACAGGAUCAACAGAUUAUGAAAAGUGGACUCUAGCUGUUGUCAAAAUACUUUGUAGUAUGGAUCAUAUACUGACUACAGAAGGUCUGUCUUGUUUAGAUGCAGUUUCUCAAAAAGAACUUAGUCAGGGUCUUGAUGAUCUUAUUAGAAUAAUUGGUCAUCAAGUUGAAACUAAUGCAACAGAAAUGCCUUUUGGUUCUGUAGUUCCUUGGAUUGUGAUGCACUACAUAUUACAGCGAGAAGAAGAUCAAGGAAGAGGAAGAACUCAUAAUGACAAAGAAAAGGUAUCUUGUGAUGAAAUUCCUAAUUCGUUGAUGUUAUUGUUCAUAGCACAUGAACAGUUAGGUGAAAAGGGUUGGUGUUGCAAAUCAGACGGGAAACUUCUCUAUUUCAUUCUUGAUACAGUUGUUCCUAGAUUGCGCUCACCCUCUUUGUCCAAGUCUUUGGAACAGAUCUGUCAAUAUAUGGAACAAUGUGUUUAUUGUCUAUUUGGCCAUCCUGCAAAGAAACCCAAAGUAAAAUAUUUAAUUGAUCACAAAAUUACACCACAUUCAUUAGAUUGGAAGAGAGCUCAACAGCUGUAUGAGAUUUUUAGACCACCUAUUCUUCCAGCUUUAGAAGGUAAAAUAACGGGUAUUACAACUGAAAUUGAGCAAUUAUUCCAUCGUAUCUUAGCCUUGCUACCUCCUGAAUGCGACCCGCAGAAAUAUGUACACGAAAUGAAAAAAUAUAUUAAAGGCGUUGAAGAUAAACUACCAACAGUGCCACCACUUUUACCUUAUAAAAUGAAAGAUAUUUAUUUCCUUCUUGGUGAUUAUUAUUUCAAAAAGGAAGAGGGAAAUUUGUCAGUCAAAUUUAAUAUGCUUGAUAUAACAAUAAAUAACGACCGUCUUGAAUCUUGGGCCGAAAUAUCGUUAGCUAAGGCAGUUAAUCUAGAGAGAAUAUUGAAUUCUUGCAAGAAUUUUAAUAAUGAAAGAGAAUUCUUGAAUCCUGCUAAAUCAAUUAUAAGAUGUUUCAAAAGAUCGCUGGAAUUGGAUCCUACACAUUGUAAUAUGUGGAUUGAGUAUGGAAUAUUUGUGUAUACGGUUCAUUCUUUUUGUUCAAGACUUUUAAAACAAGCUAGUGAAUCGCUUAGUAUGGAAGAUUUUGAAUCCUUAGAAAAACAAAAAGAGAAUAUGUUAGAUACCACACAAAAAUGUUUUAUCACUGUUCUUAGUGAUCUUAACAGUAGCAGUGACACAGAAAAAGCAAAUGAGGACUCUUGGCUUCACUAUUAUAUGCUGGGAAAAGUAGCUGAAAAAAGGAAUAAACCUCCAUCUGUUUACCUUGAUUAUUACAUGAAAGGCGUUAAAAGUUUACAAGAGACUGAUGCAACUUAUCCAAUGAAAAUUAAUUACAGUUCACCAACAAACCUUUGUAUCGAAGUAUUAGAACUGCAUUAUAGAAUUCAUGCGUCUAUUCUAAAAUAUAUAGAACAACAUGAGAAUAAAUCUAUUCCUUCAUCUGUGGGAAAAGUAUUCACAGCCUGUAUAGAAGAAUGGAAAAAAGGACCGUUUUCAAAAAAAUCAAAAAAAGAUACUGGCAAUGAAACAGAUACUGAAGCAAAACCGGAACCAGUUCAAGCGGCUAAUAUACUUAAACGCUCAGUGAGUGACGCAGGUGAAGAGGAAACUAUGGAAGUGAAGCGACAAAAGUUAGAAUCUGCUGCGGCGAAAGUUCGAAGGUCAGCAUCUUAUGAUACAGAACGAAUUGCUUCUAAAGAACCACCAGUUACUAACGCUGAGACUGUAGUAUUUGUUCAAUCAGAUAAAGCUUCUGAAGUUGUAGCAGUGGGAGAAAUAAACCGAGAUGCUGAAAAAGUAACAGAUGAAUUGAAAAAUAUUUCUGAAGUAAAAAAGCCAGACGAUAACUCUGAUAAUAUAAAAACCACAAUAGAAAAUAAAAAAGAGAGUGAUACAGAGAGAAAAGAGGAAUCAUCAAGUACUACAUCAACAUCGUCGUCUUCAGAUUCUAGUUCUAGUUGUUCUUCUACUGACAGUAGCAGUGAUUCUAGUCGGGAUAGUGAUACUUCCACUAAAUCAUCUGGUGAUUCCAAACCAUUGACUGACGAGGAAAUCAUGACAAUAGUGGGAGCUUGUUUAGAUGCUUUAGAAGAUUGUGCGAGUAGAUUCCCGCCUCAUUACAAGGCAAUAUACAGGUUAGCCCAUUAUCACUUUUAUUAUAAGAAGGGUAAAGAUAUCGAAAGGUGUAGAGAUCUUAUGCUGUCGACCUUUACAUCCAGGUCAGGACAGAAAUUAGGAGGUUUAUUUAGUGAACGAAAAGCUGCAAAUUUUUUCAAUAAUAUAUGGAAAAUUCCAUUAAAUGAAGUAGACAGAGGCGGUGGAUUCGCAUUUCACAUGAGUCGAUCGGUUCAGUUGACAAUGGAAAUUCUAAAAGAAAUAGAUGAUCAUAAAACAUUGCUCGAUUUAAGUAUGCAGUUACAGAGAACACCAGAACUCGAUAAGAAAUACUUAAGAGACUCGGAUAGGGAAGAACUAGCGCACCAAGCAUUUUCUCUUUGUGUACAAUCACUGAAAGGGCAACUCACGAAGUUUAGCCAACAAGCCGACCUGAAAAGUAAUGAUGUGGAGAAACAAGCACUAAAAAGUUUAACUCUAGAUAUUUACAGAGCAUAUAUGAAAGCGCAGAAGCAACCCAAUUCUAAACAGUUUACAAAUUUACUUGUUGAAGCUUACAAAUUGAUUUGUCCAACCCCAAUAAUAGAAAACAUGAAUCUUGUAGAUCUCAGUAUGAAGUACUGCCAGUCGCUUAUACAAACUUUAAAACAGCAAGCAACUCUUGCUAGCUUAGAUAAAAGCCAGAAUGCACAAAAGAAACAAACAGCUAAAGCAGCUGAAAGUGUCAAAUUGGCAUCUACAAUACCUAAUCCGCCGAAAGUGCAGCCGGAGGCAAAGGCUCCGGUAACUUCAGCGACGGGGCCUGGAUUACCGAAAAUGUCUCCUCAAGAAAUGGCAGCAGCUUUCCAGAGUUACUUGCCGAUGUUGAACGAUUCACUAAGUCAACGGACUGCUGCUGCGUUAUCUUAUUUGAACAAUAUUAGCGCUUUAGCUAGCUAUACGUCUUUGCAAAAUCCAUUGCAAACAACUUUACAGAACACUCUUCAGAAUACGUUUCAAGCAGAAUUUUACCGUCAGUAUAUCGGCCAAAAUUACUCAUCGACGUACUUGCCACCCACAAAGAAACAGAAGCGAGGACCAAAACCUUCUAACACUCGUCCGACAGCUUUUAAUACCGCUCAAAUAAAGAGCACAAAAUCACCUAGCACUUCUAUAACCACGGUCGCGAAGGUUACGCCUUCUUCAGCAUCUAAUUUACAGAAGUCUUCGUCGGUAUCAUUAGCCCCUAGCAUGGGCACAGUGUUGCCAACUUUGCCCGCCUCUAUGACGGUUAACUUAUCCACUUACAGCGCAUCCUCUCAUUCAACUUCGCUUUCGUAUACCAACGUGCAUAGUUCGGUACCGGCUCAAGCCCAUAUGUCUAGUGCUUCUACUGUGAACUCUGCGAUUCAUACAAAACCUCCAAUGCCAUUACAGCAAGUGAGUCCAGGUAAAACGCUCCAGGAAAAAUUGGCGGAACGUCAGAAAAAUAUGCCAAAAACGGUACAUUCGCAUGAAAUAAACGCAUCUAUUAGCAAGCUGCCAUCGUCUGUAACGGUAACAAAGACUUCCGUUUCUAAACAGGUGGUUAUUCAAGGCAAAAAACCUGAAGUUAAAAAAGCGCUUCCAUUUAGUGGAGAUAAUCGGCCAAAACCAAUUGCAUCUGACGAGGUCAUAGUAUUAGACGAUGAUUAGACUGCUAGUAUAGGAUUAAAUUUGAUGAUAGGAUUAAUUAUGAUUAUUUAAAUAUAAUUUUAUGUAGAAUGUGUAUUAUUAUAAUAAUAACGUCGUAAAUUAAUAAUA
Galleria mellonella (greater wax moth) is the source of this 6366-nucleotide messenger RNA. Its product is annotated as calcineurin-binding protein cabin-1-like. Gene Ontology annotation, molecular function: protein binding; nucleosome binding. The transcript has a single exon. Gene Ontology annotation, cellular component: nucleus. Gene Ontology annotation, biological process: chromatin organization. The record is from RefSeq and is a predicted model, not a curated record. The coding region runs from base 139 to 6258 and encodes 2039 amino acids. NCBI's taxonomy places the organism in Eukaryota, Metazoa, Arthropoda, Insecta, Lepidoptera, Pyralidae.